GCACCUUUUUUUACUGUUAUUUCAGAAUCCUGCACACACCCGCUCACACUCCCUCUCCCUCCCCUGUCUCCCGAGGUACAUGCACGAACAAUAGAGCUGCUCUUGUGUUCAAAGUUUCAUUCCUUUUGUUUUUCUCCAUUGGAAACAUGGCAAGCGAUGAACGCAUUGCUUUCGUUGUAGAGUACGCCGAUCCACACGCGGGGCUAACACGAACAUAUCAGUUGUGCUACUUUACAGAAGAUAAGACAAUAGAAAUGUACGACUUGAAAACAAAGCGAUUGUUUCUAAAGCGUUGCGCAUAUCCAUCUCUGAGCGCGAAUGAGCUUUACGUCGGCGCCACCAUCAACGUCUUUUCCCGCCCCCUCCGCCUCGUUGACUACGGCGAUGAGGCUACACACCGGCGUCUGUCUGUCAACACGAGUGAGUGCAUGCUCGGCAUCGACAUGGAGCACCACAGUGCAACGGCGGGGACUGUCGUUGACGCUCUCACGACUCAAGAUUUGCGUAUCACGUCAGCGCGCUUGGUUGAACUCCCGCAAAGCCUGAUCGACCGCAUCGCGGCUAGCUCGGCGCGCGUUCUACUUUUGUCGGUGAGCGGCGCCGAUGCACGCGAAAAAAUUGCAGCAGUGGCGGCGCUGCACCCCGCGGCGGUGAUACAAGUCGCCAACGAGGGCGACGUGCAAGAAAUCAUGCAGACAAUGAUGGGCCCUGGAAAAACGACGGCGACGCUGCGGGACUGUGCUGUGUGUGUCAUCAAACCGCAUGCCAUCACGAGCAGAUAUGAAGGUGCUAUUUUACAGCGGCUUGUCGAGGAGGGGUUUUACAUCAGUGCUCUAGGCUCUUACCAGCUCACCGUAGCCGACGCGGAGGAUUUCUUAGAAGUCUACAGCGGCGUUCUCCCCGAGUACAGAAAGCUUGUAGAGCAGAUGGCGUCUGGCCCGUGUUGGGCCAUUGAAGUGUGCGCGGAGAACGCGGUGCCGGCGUUGCGCGCGGUUUGCGGCCCACACGACCCUGAAGUGUGUCACGUCCUGUUUCCUCACACGCUUCGUGCCAAAUACGGAGUGGAUCGUGUGCGGAACGCGGUGCACUGCACUGAUUUAGAAGAGGAUGGACCGCUGGAGUCCGAGUUCUUUUUCUCUCUUUUGCAAAACAAGCGGUAG
Molecule: messenger RNA, 1160 nt
Organism: Leptomonas pyrrhocoris
Lineage: Eukaryota; Euglenozoa; Kinetoplastea; Trypanosomatida; Trypanosomatidae
Product: putative nucleoside diphosphate kinase
Exons: 1
Coding region: 147-1160 (337 amino acids)
Cellular component (GO): centrosome
Source: RefSeq, a predicted model, not a curated record